AUGGGCAUAUUGCGCACGGCUGCGGAAGGCGGAGCUGAAGGCGGUAUGAAAGGCUCACAUGCCUCAUCUCAUCCUCCGCCUCUGGACAGCAAAAUGGCGACUGUUGACUACGACUCGUCUGCGGAUCCAGAGAUGGACUUAACCAGCGACGAGGAGUUAGAGAGGGAAGCUGAAGGCUUCAAAGAACAGGGAAAUGUGUACUAUGUCAAGAAGGACUACGCUGAAGCAUUCAACUUCUACACCAAGGCUAUCGACCUGUGCCCAAAAAAUGCCAGUUACUAUGGCAACCGUGCGGCCACAUUGAUGAUGCUGAGUCGCUACAGAGAGGCACUGGAGGACUCCCAGCAGGCUGUGCGACUAGACGACACCUUCAUGAAGGGCCACAUGCGUGAGGGCAAGUGUCACCUGCUGCUCGGCAAUGCUAUGGCUGCCACCCGCUGCUUCCAGAAGGUUCAAGAGCUGGAACCAGAAAGCAGUCAGGCGCAGCAGGAGCUGAAGAACGCAGAGUCCAUCCUGGAAUUUGAGCGACUGGCUGAGAUCAGCUUUGAGAAGCGAGACUUCAGGAUGGUGGUGUUCUGUAUGGAUCGGGCAUUAGAGUCUGCAUCUGCAUGUCACAGGUUCAAGGUGUUGAAAGCAGAGUGUCUGGCUCUGCUGGGACGCUACCCAGAGGCCCAAUCAGUUGCCAGUGACAUAUUGCGGAUGGAUUCCACCAACGGCGAUGCCCUGUAUGUGCGGGGAUUAUGUCUGUACUACGAGGACUGCAUUGAUAAGGCUGUGCAGUUUUUCGUUCAAGCGCUGCGCAUGGCACCAGACCAUGAGAAGGCCCGUCUGGCCUGCAGAAAUGCUAAAGCCCUAAAGGCGAAGAAAGAGGAAGGGAACAAAGCAUUUAAAGAGGGCAGCUUUGAAGAAGCAUAUGACCUCUACUCGGAGGCCCUGACCAUCGACCCAAACAACAUCAAAACCAACGCCAAGCUGUACUGUAACCGAGCCACCGUCGGAUCCAAGUUAAACAAACUGGAGCAGGCCAUUGAGGACUGCACAAAGGCUAUUAAACUGGAUGAGACCUAUAUUAAAGCUUAUUUGAGAAGAGCCCAAUGUUACAUGGACACAGAGCAGUAUGAAGAGGCUGUCAGAGACUAUGAGAAGGUUUAUCAAACAGAGAAGACUAAAGAGCAUAAGAACCUGUUGAAGAAUGCUCAGUUAGAGCUGAAGAAAAGUAAGAGGAAAGAUUAUUACAAGGUCCUUGGUGUGGAUAAAAACGCCACUGAAGAUGAAAUCAAGAAGGCCUACCGUAAACGAGCCCUGAUGCACCACCCAGACCGACACAGCGGAGCGAGUGCUGAAGUGCAGAAAGAGGAAGAGAAGAAGUUUAAGGAGGUGGGCGAGGCCUUCACAGUGCUUUCUGACCCCAAGAAGAAGUCCCGCUAUGACAGCGGCCAUGACUUGGAGGAUGACGACAUGAAUAUGGACUUCGAUGCCAAUAACAUCUUCAAAGCUUUCUUUGGUGGCCCUGGUGGGUUUAGUUUCGAAGCUAAUUCAUCAUUGGACCUGGAAAUUUCUUCUUCCAGUUUGGCUAGCUUGGCAACUUCCAGCAUGUAUGCAGUAGUUUCAUAACCUCUGAAUUCCCCUGAACCGGACUACUCUCCUCCAUCCCUGCUCUCUGAUGUACUACACUCUGGUGUAACGGGCUUUCGGACCCCACAGUUGGACCUGCGUCUGUGCCAUUGACUUGUUUUACUGCAUAUGCACAAAGACAACAACGGCAGGGGCAUGACCAUGACCAUUCUGUACCAGAAAAACAACAUGAUACAUUGCACAUGUCUCUUUCUGAUCGGUGUCCUUUUUGGCCCUUGUUAUUCCAGCUUUAGUUUUAUUGUUCUGCAAUGUUUUUUUUGUUGGUUUUUUUUUAAUCCACUUUAUCGAUUGUACCCUGAAUGCAUCAUCAUUUUUACUUUUUACUUUUUUUUUUUUUUUUUUUACAUUUUCAAAAGCUUCAGCUACAAAUUGAGUUGAUGUUUGGGGGAACAUAAGUGCUACAUGCAAAUCUGAUGUUUAUCUCUGACACUGAAUAGGAGUACUUAAUACUUUAAAUACUCUAAUUUCCUAUCAGCCCAUAGACAGCCCCUCUUAUUACUGAUCGUAAAAUGGUCCACAUCAUCCAAAUUAGUACAGAUUUCGGGUUAGUACAGAAAUUCAUUACUGCUAUUGCCGUAUAGAUUAAGCAUGUACAGAAUCAGAAUUCACACAGAUAUUAUAUUUAUGCAACAUUGCGAACCAUUUUAAAGACCUCCGCAAACUAUUAUGUGAAUGCAGCGCCUCAUGCCAAAUCUCACUUUAAGAAUAAUGCUGUUUCUGGAUUUCGGCACGCAAGUGGAUUGUUCGACUACUGCAUACAAAGGUUCAGAGAGAGAGAGAGAGAGAGUUCAAGCACCUGUUGUCCAUGUUCCCUUUCUGUAAGAUUCAUUUGUUAAUGUUGCCAUUCAACCCCUUGCUGCAUUGUACAUUUUAAUGGAAUGUAAAGUGUUUCUUUGUGUUGAUAGUUCAUGACUGUUUAAUUUUUUUUUAAACUACGAAAUACACUCACUUUUUUUGAUAUGUAUAUUUAUUGUAAGUUCAUUGGAUGUGAGCUUUGGAUGGAUGAUCUUUCAAU
Messenger RNA from Sinocyclocheilus rhinocerous, 2650 nucleotides. RefSeq names its product dnaJ homolog subfamily C member 7-like. The record is from RefSeq and is a predicted model, not a curated record. Gene Ontology annotation, molecular function: protein binding. Bases 1 to 1614 code for a protein of 537 amino acids. NCBI's taxonomy places the organism in Eukaryota, Metazoa, Chordata, Actinopteri, Cypriniformes, Cyprinidae. The transcript has 14 exons.